AUGUCUGCCGCAACAUUGCUUCUGCUAUGGACAGUAGCACUGGCUGCCGGGAGCCACGUCAAGACGCAGCACUACAACCGCAGGAUACCAAAAGCGGAAUUUCGGUUCGGUUUGAAACUUCUUAGGGAACUGUCUCCUGCUGGACACAAUGGGAAAAGAAACAUCUUGUUCUCUCUAGCCGGCAUAUCCGCAGCCGUGGGGAUGGUCUACGCCGGCGCAGGAGUCACCCGGUGCAGCCCUGGUAUUGCCAACGCUGCUCUGAUCGAUGAAUCGUUCAGCGUUCUUGACGGCUACAAGAAAGACCGGGUUCGGACAUUUAACGGUUGGCUUUGCUCUGUCGAUUUCACUUAUAGUUACAAUGGAGUGACGUCUCAGAUCAACGAUUGGGUUAAAGCUAAGACGAACGGCAUGGCCCCGAAGAUGAUCAACGAGGACAUGGGCAUGCAGAAACGUCCUGCUGCUUCUGUUGAACGCUAUCUAUACUUCAAAGGUACCUGGUACUAUGCGUUGGACCUUUCAAGGGGCACACUUCUCCCCUUCUGCGAUUACAGAAGCCAAACUCAUCCGGUGGAAACGAUGCGUAGCGUUGCCAAGUUGAGUCACGUCGCCCUUCGCAGCCCCAAGUCUCAAGCCGCCAAAUUGCGUUACAGAGGUGGCCGCUGCAGUCUCCUGCUCCACAAGAGGUAG
Messenger RNA from Ixodes scapularis (black-legged tick), 687 nucleotides. RefSeq names its product intracellular coagulation inhibitor 1-like. Gene Ontology annotation, molecular function: serine-type endopeptidase inhibitor activity. The coding region runs from base 1 to 687 and encodes 228 amino acids. The transcript is spliced from 2 exons. The record is from RefSeq and is a predicted model, not a curated record. NCBI's taxonomy places the organism in Eukaryota, Metazoa, Arthropoda, Arachnida, Ixodida, Ixodidae.